Molecule: messenger RNA, 954 nt
Organism: Adineta steineri
Lineage: Eukaryota; Metazoa; Rotifera; Eurotatoria; Adinetida; Adinetidae
Source: the annotation of a GenBank genome assembly
AUGGAUCUUAAUGCAAGAAUAGGACAAUCUCAAAUAAAUUAUGCUAGUGAAACAGGUCGAAUGAGUCCUUUUGAACAUUUGGAUAACACUGAUUUUGCAGGAUCUCAACAAACAAAAGAUCCAGUUCAUCCAGAAUCUGAACAAUCAUAUGAUACUCCACGUCGUUCUAGUAUAGCUUUUCAUUCAUAUCCUCAAAGUUUUCCAUAUCGUCCAACAACAAUAAUUGAUGAUCGUCUUCGUGAAUUAACUCUUGAAUAUGAAAUUCAACAAGAUUUAGGUGAACGUUUACGUUUACUUGAAGAUUAUGAAAUAAUAAUUUUAUGUGAUGAUUCUGGUUCAAUGAAAACAACAGUUGAUAAUACAAAUCGUACACGAUGGGAUGAACUUCGUGAUAUGGUUAAAAUUGUUUUAAAAAUUGGUACAAUAUUUGAUACAACUGGUGUUGAUGUUUAUUUUCUUAAUCGACCAUCAAUACUUAAUGUAACUGAUCCUGAAUCAAUAAAUAUUGAAUUUUCCCAACAACCACGUGGUUAUACACCAUUAGUCAAGGCACUUCGACAUAUUUUUAAUUUACCAUCAACACGUCGAGGUAAUGAUAAAAAAGUUCUUGUAUUUGUUGCAACUGAUGGUGCACCAUCAGAUGAUCGAGGAAAUAUUAAUGUUGAUGAACUUGAACAUUUAAUGAUUGAUGAACGUCGAAUAGAAACAACUCAUGUCAUGUUUUUAAUAUGUACUGAUGAUUCAACUUGUGUCGAAUAUUUAAAUGAUUGGGAUAGAAAAAUGACGAAUGUGGAUGUUACUGAUGAUUUUAUAACUGAAAGAAAGAAGAUCCGUCAAGUUAAUGGAGAAAAUUAUCCAUUUUCAAAAGGGGAUUAUAUUGUUAAAGCAUUACUUGGUGCUAUUGAUGAUGAUAUGGAUAAACUUAAUGAACCUCCACAAAUAAAUAUGCAUUGA